This is a messenger RNA of Nyctereutes procyonoides (raccoon dog), 2234 nucleotides long. Its product is annotated as rho GTPase-activating protein 27-like. Lineage: Eukaryota; Metazoa; Chordata; Mammalia; Carnivora; Canidae. Gene Ontology annotation, cellular component: cytoplasm. The record is from RefSeq and is a predicted model, not a curated record. Gene Ontology annotation, molecular function: protein binding. Gene Ontology annotation, biological process: regulation of GTPase activity.
UCUGCCCAGCGCGCUCCGCUGGUGCCUCCCUCGCUGUAUUGUUGAGCAGGAAACCGGGCUGCGCGGGAGCUGGGCGGUGGAGGAGGGAGCGCGGACGCCGAAACCACAGGCGCCUGCCGGGACGAGUGGAGGCGAAGCCACCCCUGCUCCCCGAGGUUUCCCGACCCAGCCCUCAGAAGCCCCGCCCAACGAGAUGGGGGCCUAACCUGCAUCCCUUGCUGGCUGCGAAGGUCUAUCUAGCCCAUGGGCCCUCAGAGACCUGCCCUGCCAAGGGAGACCCCGCGGCCGCGAUGGCGGCGGACGUCGAGGGGGACAUGUACGUGCUGGUGGAGCAUCCCUUCGAGUACACCGGCAAGGACGGGCGGCGCGUCGCCAUCCAGCCCAACGAGCGCUACCGCUACCGGCUGCUGCGCCGGAGCACGGAGCACUGGUGGCACGUCCGGCGCGAGCCCGGCGGCCGCCCCUUCCACCUGCCGGCGCAGUACGUGCGCGAGCUGCCGGCGCUCGGGGACCCCGCCCGGGCCCCGCCCCCCGAACCGCUCGCCUACGACUACCGCUUCGUGAGCGCGCCGGCGCCCGCGGGCCCCGACGGCACGCCCGCCAAGCCCCGGGGCCGCGUGAGCUCCCUGUGCGGCCCCGCGCCGCGCGGCGCCUCGACCCAGCACGGCAGCCCGGGGCCCCGCCUGCCCACCUGCCUGUGCACGCGGCCCGCGGCGCCCGUGCGGCCCGCGCAGUCCCUGGACGACCUGGCGCGCGCCGCCGCCGCGCCCCCUGCCGGCCUCCUGGGAAGCGCGGGCAGCUUCAAGGCCUGCAGCGUGGCGGGCUCCUGGGUGUGCCCGCGCCCCCUGGCGCGCCGCGACUCGGAGAACGUCUACGAGGCCGUCCUGGACGUGCGCGGCCCGGCGCGGGAGGAGCGCCCGCAGCAGGUGGUCGACCCCCCGGAGCCCGUGUACGGGAACGUAGAGAGGCAGCCCCUGCCCACUUCACCUGGCACCGCCUCGGUCCCCCGCCCCCCCGCAUGGGAGAAGCACCUGGACGCGGGCAGCGGGCGCCCCUACGAUUACAACCCAGACACGGGCGUGACCACCUGGGAGUCGCCCUUCGAGGCCUCUGAGGGCGGCCAGCCCACCACCUCUCCGGCCUCGGUGGGCAGCCGCGAGAGCCUCGAGACAGACUGGGGCCAGUACUGGGAUGAGGAGAGCCGCAGGGUGUUCUUCUACAACCCGCUGACGGGCGAGGCCGUCUGGGAGGACGAGCCCGAGGACGAGCUGGAGGACAUGCAGCCAGGCCUGAGCCCACUGGACCCCGGCUCCUUGCAGCCCCCUACCCCUGAAACGGACUACCCCGAGUCGCUGACCAGUUACCCCGAGGAGGACUAUUCCCCCGUGGGCUCUUUGAGUGACCCUCGGCCCACCUCUCCGUUGGCCGCGCCCCCCGGCUGGUCUUGCCACGUGAGCCCCGAGGGCCAAACACUCUACACCAACCACUACACCCAAGAGCAGUGGGUGCGGUUGGAGGACCAACAUGGGCACCCCUACUUCUACAACCCAGAAGACACCUCAGUUCAGUGGGAGCUGCCCCAGGUAACCAUUCCUGUCCCUGCCCCUCGAAGUUCCUGCAAAUCCAACCAGGACAGUGAGACCCCAGCCCAGGCCAGCCCCCCUGAGGAGAAGAUCAAGACUCUGCACAAGGCCGGUGUGCUUCAUCGCACCAAGACGGUGGACAAGGCGAAGCGGCUCCGGAAGAAGCACUGGAGUGCCUCCUGGAUGGUGCUGGAGGGUGGCGUCCUGACAUUCUUCAAGGACUCGAAGGCCUCAGCUGCAGGCGCCCUGAGGCAGCCUCCCAAGCUCUGUACCCCUGAGUACACAGUGGAGUUGAGGGGAGCCUCUCUCUCCUGGGCCCCCAACGAGAAAUCUAGCAGGAAGAAUGUGCUGGAGGAGGGCUUUUUCUGGAGAAGGCGGCCACUUUGGCAUCGGGACAUGUACAGACCUCUCAAUGCCACACGGAAGAAAAACAUGGCACAGAAGCUACAGGAAAGGGAUUCUUCUGAUGAGGAUGAGGUUUUCAACAAGGGACCAGGAGAGAAAGGUGAUGCCCCAGCAGAGAAGCCUCAGGCUGCAGAUUCAGCUGCUGAACACCUGGGUGAGGAGAGCAACAGUGAACUCCACACUGUCAUCGUCCUCAAGUGACCUUGUCCUGCCUCAGGCUGUCUAUAAAGCUUAUUUUCAUUUUCU